This is a messenger RNA of Gymnodraco acuticeps, 2534 nucleotides long. It is a transcript of the gene klhl26, whose product is annotated as kelch-like family member 26. The coding region runs from base 163 to 1977 and encodes 604 amino acids. Gene Ontology annotation, molecular function: protein binding. The record is from RefSeq and is a predicted model, not a curated record. The transcript is spliced from 3 exons. Lineage: Eukaryota; Metazoa; Chordata; Actinopteri; Perciformes; Bathydraconidae.
GGUCAGCACCGUGUUCCCAUCGGAGACAAUGCUGUUUCCCCCCGUGCCUGCAUAACGGGCUGUGUCUAUACUUUUUUAAACGGCAUGAAUAGGCCAUUCGUGCCUUUGACCUUCUGGUAACAUUACUGAAAAUGCUCCAUGCGUGUUGCUUAGUGCUAGAAGAUGGCGGAGUCGGAUGGCGGGGACUGUGCUUCGAAACACCCACAGAGCAGUAUGGCUAACAAGAAUAGCACCCUGCGCUGUACAUUCUCUGCACCGAGCCACAGUGCCAGCCUCCUCCAGGGCUUGUCCGUCUUGCGUUCUCGGGGCCAACUACUUGACGUUGUGCUGGCCAUCAAUGAGGAGCGCUUCCAGGUCCACAAAGCUGUGCUGGCCUCCUGUAGUGAUUACUUCAGAGCAAUGUUUACUGGAGGCAUGAGGGAGGCAAAUCAAGAUACCAUUGAGCUGAAGGGCCUGUCCGCCCGCGGACUGAAACAUAUCAUUGACUUUGCCUACAGUUCAGAAGUCACUUUAGACCUGGACUGUAUUCAAGAUGUCCUCGGGGCAGCCGCUUUCCUUCAGAUGGUUCCAGUCGUGGAGCUCUGCGAAGAGUUCCUCAAAUCAGCGAUGAGCGUGGAGACCUGCCUUCACAUCGGCCAGAUGGCCACCACCUUCAGCCUGUCUUCCCUCAAAGAGUCGGUGGAUUCCUUCACCUUCCGCCACUUCCUUCAGAUUGCGGAGGAGGAUGACUUCCUGCACAUUCCCAUGGAGCGCCUAGUCUUCUUCCUGCAGAGCAACAAACUGAAGAACUGUAGAGAGAUCGACCUCUUCCAUGCCACCAUCAGGUGGCUCCAGUAUGACGAGUCUCGCCGGGCUCAAGCCAGCAGCGUCCUCUGCCACGUGCGCUUUCCCCUCAUGCGCUCCUCUGAGCUGGUGGACAACGUUCAGACGGUGGACAUCAUGGUGGAGGACGUGCUCUGCCGCCAGUAUCUCCUCGAGGCCUUCAACUACCAGAUUCUUCCCUUCAGACAGCAUGAGAUGCAGUCUUCGCGGACACACAUACGUUCUGAAGUCUUGUCAGUCAUCACCUUUGGAGGGACGCCGUACACUGACAACGACCGCACGGUGAGCAACAAGGUGUACCAUCUCCCUGACAUGGCUUCUCGUCAAUUCAAAGAGCUGACAGAGAUGGACACAGGGUGCAGCCACGCCUGUGUUGCCGUACUUGAUAACUUUGUGUACGUCGUUGGUGGACAGCACUUACAGUACCGGAGCGGCGAGGGGGCGGUAGACAGCUGUUUCCGUUACGACCCGCACCUCAACCAGUGGCUGCGCAUCCAACCUUUGCAUGAGGCUCGUAUCCAGUUUCAGCUAAACGUGCUGCGUGGACAGCUGUAUGCCACCGGAGGGCGCAAUCGAUCUGGUAGUCUGUCAUCUGUAGAGUGUUACUGCCCAAAGAAGAACGAGUGGACUAAUGUGGAACCAUUGAGGCGCAGGAUUUGGGGUCAUGCAGGGACUCCCUGCGGGGAGAGGCUGUACAUCUCGGGGGGUUAUGGCGUGUCGUUGGAGGAUAAGAAAACUCUUCACUGCUACAACCCAGCCUCAGACCAGUGGGACUUCAGGGCCCCCAUGAUUGAACCCAGAGUGUUGCAUGCCAUGAUCAGCACCAGGGAUCGGGUUUAUGCUCUGGGCGGCCGCAUGGAUCACGUGGACCGUUGUUUUGACGUGCUUGCGGUGGAGUAUUACAUUCCAGAGAGCGACCAGUGGACCACCGUCAGCCCCAUGAGAGCAGGACAGUCCGAGGCUGGCUGCUGCUUACUGGACAGGAAGAUCUACAUCGUCGGGGGCUACAACUGGCACCUGAACAAUGUCACAAGCAUCGUGCAGGUGUUCAACACAGAGACAGACGAGUGGGAGAGGGAUUUGCACUUCCCAGAAUCCUUUGCUGGCAUCGCUAGCACACCAAUUAUUAUUCCACAAAACACCACACAACGCUAACCAACCGACCUGUGACUGUGAAGACUUUACUAUAUGUGAUCUUUACUGCCGACCACUGACGCAAGGAGUGAACAUUAUGUGAGCAACAGGUGGUGUGCGUUUGUGUGUUGUUCAGUCAUUUAAUGGAAUGGCCCAAAAAGCUACUAAGCAGCAUUACUCAUUUGGUAUAUUAUCAUGUGUCCUUGUUUUGAUCAAGAAAUGUUUAAUCGAUCAAACAAACCUUUUUAGAGCACAAUUUGAUUUGAAAUUACUUUUAUGUAAAAGACGUCAGGAUCUUAAUACACUUAUGAUUGUGAUACAGGCUUUCAAAGGACCAUUUGAAAGAAACGUUGUAUGCGUUACUGGGGAACAGCCUAUGGGAACAGCAUAUAAAAAGCUAAUGAGACGUUUCCUAUUUAUAUUUAAUUUCUUUGAAAUUAUUUCUCUUAUUAAUGGUAAAGAUAUAAUUUAUCUUCUGGAGUAGCAUUACCUAAAUAAAAAAAAUUACUUACUAAAAUAUUAUAGUUUUACCAAUGAAGGGCUAAAGUUACAUAGAGCACAAAUUGUCUAACAUUUUG